Acanthoscelides obtectus is the source of this 2096-nucleotide messenger RNA. The record is from the annotation of a GenBank genome assembly. Lineage: Eukaryota; Metazoa; Arthropoda; Insecta; Coleoptera; Chrysomelidae.
GCUGCUAUACACUCUCGUAGUGGUUUAUUCUGGUAAUAGGUGGCGCUUUGCGCUGCCUUGUUUCGUUAUAGAAUAUGAUGGGGUAUCACAGACCGUCACCUCACCAGUUACAAGUCAAGUGUGUAUCUCUUGGAUUAUUUACACAUUCAUAUCUAAUUUUUGUUUGGACAAUCUCCCAUACUAACACCCGUGGCAAACCACGAACCAACGUGUGCGCACCUUUGCUAUGUUUAUCUAUUAACAGAGUGGAAGGAAGGUGCCCAUCUUUCAGACGUAGCAGACGGUGGUCAUCAACAGCAGCCAGCAAAAAACCUCAGUAGUUGUGAAGAUGCUGUGGAGUCAAAGUGACCAUAGGAGAAGAACGACCGCUGGUGCAGCAACGUUCUAGAUAACAAAAAGAAAAAGAAUACCAAAAAAACCGUUGCACGGCGGUGAGCGUUAACGAUGGGAGUAACACAGCGAGAGGUGGAUGAACAGCCAGGCGGUACCAAGAGAGGGACGUUCUUUUAUCAAUACUUAGCAACUAUAUCGGGAUGUCUGAGCAUAAUCUGCACGGGCAUGCACUUCGGCUGGCCGUCCCCAUCCCUGCCACAGCUGAUCCACGAAAGCUCCUCCAUAGCUGUUACCCACGAUGAAGGCUCUUGGUUAGCUGCGAUGCCCUGCAUUGGCGCCGCAUCUGGGUCCAUCAUAGCCGCUGUCAUCGUGGACAAGAUCGGCAGGAAGACAUCCAUGCUACUCACUUCCCCUCUCUACUUCCUCACCUGGAUCAUGGUAGCGUACUCCCCUUCGGUGAUGUUACUCUACAUCGCCAGGUUCCUCGUUGGUACCUCAGAUGGGGUCGCAUUCACCGUGUUUCCUAUGUACCUGGGGGAGAUUGCCAAUGCCAAGAUCAGAGGCCUGCUUGGAUCAAGCGUGCAAGUGUCCAUGUUUAUCGGAAUGCUGCUCAUAAACUCGAUUGGGUCAUUUUUGGACAUCACUUAUACUGCACUGAUAUCUGCAGGGGUUCCCAUACUCCAUUUCGUCACUUUUUGCUUCAUGCCUGAAAGUCCAUACUAUUUGGUGAUGAAGGAGAACUUAAAAGCAGCGGAAGGGAGUUUGAAGAAGCUAUACAGAUGCAAAGAUGUAACUGAUGAACUGAACGAAGUUAUUGAGAGCGUAAAGGAAGACAAGGCAAAUGAUGGCAAAUUUUGGGAACUCUUCACGAUCAAAAGUAACCGAAAAGCAGUUUUUAUAGUAUUUGGACUACGUGCCUUCCAACAACUCAGUGGUACCAACGUCAUAACCUUUUAUGCAGGUACUAUCUUCAAUGAAGCUGGUAGUGAUGUGCCAUCUAGUAUUUCUACCAUAGUUUAUUUCUCCGUUCAGUUGAUAGUGUCUAUCAUAGCAUCAUUCCUUGUAGACAAAUUGGGGAGAAAACCUUUGUUAAUUUGGUCAAUAAUUGGUUCAGGAGCAGCUUUAGCAAUGGAAGGAGUCUAUGUCUACCUGGACGAUUACACAGACGUGGAUAUGUCCCACUUAAAAUGUGUACCACUUGUUGCCCUUAUAGGGUAUGUUACGAUAUUCAACAUAGGAAUGGGAACGAUCCCUGUUCUGAUGUUAGGUGAAAUGUUUCCUACAAGUGUGAAGGCCGUAGCGCUUUGUCUAGCAGACAUAUUCUUCGGCGUUAUAGUCACUAUUAUCUCCAAGUUCUUCCAAUUCACGAAAGACAGUAUGGGUCUACAUGUGCCAUUCUUCGUUUUCACAUUGUCUUGCAUAGUAGGGCUUAUAUUUAUUAUUCUUUGGGUUCCUGAGACAAAAGGGAAGACCCUGGAGGAAAUCCAACAUGAACUUAAAGGGGGAAAUAAGAAAAAUUCGAAAGUUGAAGGUUCUUAGUGGAUUUUGCUGUGACGUGUUAGAAAUGGCAAAACGUAUUUACGGAGCACUGCAUUUUUUGAUAUUGAUGCCGUAAGUUUUUAGUGUUUUAUUAGAUGUGUAUUUAUUAUUUUUAUAUGAUAUCAGAUGUAUAGCCUUUGGCUUUUUAGAAAAUAAAACAAACCUGAAGAGUUUUAAAAAGAGAUGUAGAUAUAUACGAAUAAAAAAUAUAUUUAGUUUUAAAA